Molecule: messenger RNA, 4059 nt
Organism: Bactrocera oleae (olive fruit fly)
Lineage: Eukaryota; Metazoa; Arthropoda; Insecta; Diptera; Tephritidae
Gene: Aplip1
Product: JNK-interacting protein Aplip1
Biological process (GO): JNK cascade; regulation of JNK cascade
Cellular component (GO): cytoplasm
Molecular function (GO): JUN kinase binding; MAP kinase scaffold activity
Source: RefSeq, a predicted model, not a curated record
CAGCAGUGCGUACGGCCAUCCGCCGCUGUUGUUGCGACACCCCCCGCUAGAAUUUAGUCAUCAAAGUCACUUCCAAGGCGCUCACCGUCUCUGCCAUGGACAUUUGCUGCGACCCAAACGAAGUGGAAGCCAAAUCAGCCGAGCGACAAGCCAACAAAAGCGAAAAGGAAAUUAUCGAUCGAAGAGUGAAAAAGUCAUUCGACGCCUGAUUUGCUUUGGCAAAGAGGGCACACAAAUCGUUUUUUCGCAAAAAUUCAUUUAAUUACUUCAAUUAUUCUACAAAAACGUUGUGCAGAAUUUAAACUAUCGAAAAUACAACGAUACAAAUGUGUGCUAAUAUAGCUGGUGUGCUGUAUUUGUGAGUGUUUAAAGUGUAAAAAAUUUAUUGAAUUACGGCAUCUGGUAUUCAGCAAACGACUCAGGCCCGCACACACACACACAGACCCACACUAGCAAGGAGAAGUACAUAAUAUUAAUAGAGACAGACAGCGUAGAGGAGCAACGUCGUAGCAUCAUGGCAGACAGCGAAUUCGAGGAGUUCCACAGGCCCAUCUUUGAGCCACAUCAAAUACAAACCUAUAUGAGCCCGGGCCAAAAGAAAAAUAACGCCCAUACAUUCUAUUCCUUAAUACCCAACGACGACCUCGAGGACUCACCAUCUUCGAAAAGUGAUGCCUCUGAUCAAGAAGAUGCCGGCGGUGGAGAUCUUUGCUGUGAAACAAUAAAAUUGCAGCGUCAAGUAGAGGAUGAUGAAAUCGGUGACAGUCUCAAGGUAGUAUCACUCUCUUCGGAUGGAUCGUUGGACACAAAUGACUCCUUCAACUCACACCGACAUCAUCCGUUGAAUCAUCAGGAUGCAAUUGGUGGUCUGGUUGGCAUUGGUACAGGUGCUGGCACGGGUAAUACAACCGGCACCGAUUGCGUAAUUGGUUCGCAAUUAUUACUUUCUCCCAAUACAGCUGCUGCAAUUGGUGCAACCCAGCAGCAACAACGACGUCGACGAAAAUUACCGGAAAUACCAAAGAAUAAGAAAUCUUCCAUUCUACAUCUUUUAGGUGGUGGAUAUGGGCAAACUACAUUGGCUGACGAAAUGAACAAUGGGCGUAAUCAAUUGAAUGACAACAACAACGCCAUCACUGGCAAUACAAUUAACGGCAAUACGAAUGGUUUAAAUGGUGGCACCACAGUAAGAAAUAAUCAACGCUCAUUUUUGACACUCAAAUGUGGUUAUCUACUUGAUGAGGACUCUAGUCCAGAUUCCGAACGUUUACAGAGUUUGGGCGAUGUGGAUAGUGGUCACAGCACUGCACAUUCCCCAACUGAUUUCAAAAGUAUGUCACCACAAAUCACUUCCCCCGUUUCGCAAUCACCAUUUCCUCAGCCAUUCGGUGGUGUGCCCUUCUCCCAACUCGAAAUACUUGAAGCUACACAUCGUGGCUUACACAAAUUUAUACCACGUCAUCAUGAUGAAAUCGAAAUUGAAAUCGGCGAUGCUAUUUACGUACAAAAGGAGGCUGACGAUCUUUGGUGUGAGGGUGUAAAUCUGCGUACUGGUCGGCAAGGUAUUUUCCCCUCAGCCUAUGCGGUUGAUUUGGAUUACAAUGAAUUCGAUCCGACGGUGCAACAGGUGAAGAAAGAGCGUUAUUUGCUCGGUUACUUGGGUUCGGUAGAGACAUUAGCUCACAAGGGAACCGGUGUUGUGUGCCAAGCAGUGCGUAAGAUUGUUGGUGAAUAUGGAAAUUCACCAGCUGGUCAAGUGUGCAUACUGGAGGUGUCCGAUCAGGGCUUACGCAUGGUAGACCGUUCGGGACCAAAUAAGAAGGACAAGAAACCCUGCAUCGAUUACUUCUACUCACUAAAGAAUGUCUCAUUCUGUGCAUUUCAUCCACGUGAUCAUCGCUUUAUUGGCUUCAUAACGAAGCAUCCAACGGUGCAACGUUUCGCAUGCCAUGUUUUCAAGGGAUCUGAGUCUACACGACCCGUAGCCGAAGCCGUGGGCCGUGCAUUUCAACGUUUCUAUCAGAAAUUCAUAGAAACAGCAUAUCCGAUUGAAGAUAUAUACAUUGAGUAAGCUUCAAGUUGCUCGUAUUGACUAGUAUUGACUGGUUCAUAAAAUGGAUGCGCUGUGCUACUGCAUGGAUAUUGCUAUUGCUGGUUUGUGGUUUACGCUUAUUUUCCCCAAAAACACGUUAACACAAUUUAAAUGAAAAAUGUUGUAUUCAACAAGUAUGAGAUGAAUACUCUUAACGAGUGAUAUGUACACUCAAGUUUGUGUUUAUUUAAAGAAGAAAGAAAGUGCAAGUAAAACAUAAACAAAUAUAUAGAGUUUAAAAUUAUUCCAAAUUAAUUGAGCAACCACAAUUACUUAGGAGAAUAAUUAGCAAUAGUCGUUUAGUUGUUAAAGUCAGAAGUAUUUGUGAAAACACUUCGCCCAUUGUAAUCAUCCAAAUAGCUUUUUAGAUUUGCAGUUGAAGAAGUAGGGUUAUGUGAAAAAAGUUAAAGCAUUGAUGAUUUCCGGUAAUUUGCAAAAAUAUAAUCAAGCAUAUGUAUAUGCAAAAUAAUUACAUCACGGCAAUUCUUUUUUAAAUUAAUUUUAUAAGAAUUAUAUAGAUAAUAAUAAUUAAGAACAUAUAAUUUUUAUAUGAAUAUUUAUUACCAUUAUGUGCAGUUUUAAAUUCAAAAUUAAUUUGUAUUCCAUAAAAACGAAUGGCCUGCAGUUAAACUUCUACUUCAAAUAAUUCAUUACUUUUCAAUUUUUUCUCUCUACGCUGGAGUAUCAAGAGCGAAAUUUUCUUCGACUGAAUUUGCCAAAUAUGUAUACGAGUAUGAUACUCAACAAAAAAUUCCAUCAAUUUAUAAUAGACAUAGAAUUCGAAACAAAAGAUAAUAUAACAAAAAUUAGAGUAAAAACAAUUCACGGGCGAUCGGAGGUCGGGCAUAGGAAAAGGAGGGGCGUGGUUGAAUUUCUAAGUGUUAAAAACGGUUUAACUCGAUUUCAGGCAAAACUACGAGUUUUAUAGAAAAAGAAUUAUGUGGAAAUGAAAAAAAUUCCCCCUCCCCUUUUUCACAUAACCUCAAAAUUUAUGUGAAAAAUUCAAAUACGCAAGUUUUCGAGCAAAAAAUGUUUUUCUUUCACGAAAUUUGGUGUAAACGUACAUUCACAUGUCCCAAACACGCUGCAUUUUUUAAUUUAAAAUAUUAAGGAAAAAACCUUAUUUCGACUUAAAAUUAAAAAAGCCCCUAAUUUUCAAUCAAAAUUUCUCAUGUCAAUUUUUUUGAUUUUUUUUUUAAUCUCUAUUUUCUGAUGAAAGAAAAAUAUAUAUAUACAUUACUACUUGUAUGUUAAAUUUUCGCGACCUCAGAUCGCACGUAAAUUAUUUUUCCUUUUAUUCUUGUUAUUUUUUCUUACGUUUUCAAUGAAUUUCAUUAAAUUUUUAUUAGGUUUCUGCACAGGUCUAUCAGCGUAAGCAGUGAAGAGAAAGCCAGAAAUUACAUUUUUCUGGAAUACAAACAAAAAAAAACAAAAAACAUUCAUUAUAAUUAUAUUUAAAUUAAGUUCUAAUUUUUCCCCUCGCAAUCAUUACCGUCCGUGGUUAUGUUAAAAAUUUAUUAGCUCAUUUCAUUAAUUACUAUAUAAAUAUUCAAUAAGUUGUACAUUUAUUCAACUUUAAACUAAUUUAUAAUAAAUAAGCAAAUAAAUAUAAAUAUGUGUGUUAAUAUAUGUUUAUAAGUUCUUACUGACUAUGAUUAGUUUUAAGCUUCCAAUUUCUACUUAAGAUGUUAAUUGAAAAUCGGUUAAUAAAUAUUUUUGCAAUAUAAAUACAUAUAUAUUAUAUGAAAAUCAAAAUCGCUUUUUACAACAAAUAUACUUUUUUAAAAACAUUUUUUUGUUUUUUCAAAAAAAAAAUUUAAGGGUAUAAGAAUUAUGCUUAUUUAUUUAGUCAAAAUGAACGUUUUUAAAAAUGUUUAUAGUUUUGGUUAACUCAAAAAAGUGUAAAUAGUUUAGAAAUUGGGAGAGAUAAAAGUUGGAGAAAUAUGUCGGGAUGCGCGCUUUAAAAA